AUGCGGGCUCUUGCAUAUUUUAGGAAGGGUGAUGUUAGGUUUACUGAGGCCCUGGAAGAGCCCAAGAUAGUGGCACCGGAUGAAUUGAUCGUCGACAUCGCUUGGUGCGGAAUUUGCGGUACAGAUUUGCACGAAUAUCUAGAUGAUCCUAUCUUUUUCCCCAAAGAUGGAGAAACUAAUCAGAUAAGUGGACUAGGUCUUCCACAGGCCCUUGGCCAUGAAAUUUCCGGCGUCGUAAGCAAAGUAGGCCCCGGUGUUCAAAGCUUGCGGGUCGGAGACCAUGUUGUGGUCGAGCCGACGGGAACUUGUAGAGACAGGUAUAGAUGGUCAACCGCAGCGCAUCCUAACAAGGAGAUUUGCGCAGCCUGCAAAAAAGGUUUAUACAACGUCUGCUCGCACUUGGGUCUUUGCGGGGCUGGUGUUCAAAGCGGUGGCUGCGCUGAAAGAAUGGUAAUUAACGAGUCUCAUUGCUUUAAAAUUCCCGAUGACUUUCCAUUGGAUGUUGCCGCUUUGAUACAACCCAUAGCUGUCUGCUGGCACGCCCUGAAGGUCUGUGAUUUUAAGAGAGGAUCUUCGGUGUUAAUUAUUGGCGGGGGACCAAUUGGCCUGGGUACAAUUCUGGCUUUGAACGGUUUUGGUUGCACCGAAAUUGUCGUUUCUGAACCUGCCCUGAUCAGAAGAGAAUUGGCUGAAAAAAUGGGCGCCAUUACGUACGAUCCCUCGCUCAGACCUCACGACGAAUCGAUUGAAUACCUGCGCUCCAUUGCUCCUGGAGGUGACGGUUUUGACUACACUUUCGACUGUUCUGGUUUGCCAGUCACUCUGAAGGCGGCAAUCCGCUGCCUCACCUACAGGGGCACAGCUGUGAACGUUGCCAUGUGGGGAGACCACCCCGUGAGCUUCUUGCCGAUGGAUGUUACUAAGCAAGAGAAGAGGUACAUGGGAUCCAUGUGCUACACAGCGGACGAUUUUUUGGAAGUAAUCGACGCCUUCGCGGAAAAGAAGAUAGACGCAGAAAAGGCAAGCCAUAUGAUAACAGAUAAAAUCCCACUGGAGAUUGGUGUCGAAAAGGGUAUCAAAAAAUUGAUCACUCACAAGGAUCAAACCAUAAAAGUUCUUAUGACCCCUAACAACAGCGGCGAAUUGUGCUAG
This is a messenger RNA of Torulaspora globosa, 1152 nucleotides long. RefSeq names its product putative dehydrogenase BDH2 (gene BDH2). Gene Ontology annotation, biological process: butanediol biosynthetic process. Bases 1 to 1152 code for a protein of 383 amino acids. NCBI's taxonomy places the organism in Eukaryota, Fungi, Ascomycota, Saccharomycetes, Saccharomycetales, Saccharomycetaceae. The record is from RefSeq and is a predicted model, not a curated record. Gene Ontology annotation, molecular function: zinc ion binding; (R,R)-butanediol dehydrogenase activity. Gene Ontology annotation, cellular component: cytoplasm. The transcript has a single exon.